Messenger RNA from Cryptomeria japonica (Japanese cedar), 1308 nucleotides. RefSeq names its product disease resistance protein RPP13-like. Gene Ontology annotation, molecular function: ADP binding. NCBI's taxonomy places the organism in Eukaryota, Viridiplantae, Streptophyta, Pinopsida, Cupressales, Cupressaceae. The coding region runs from base 1 to 1308 and encodes 435 amino acids. The record is from RefSeq and is a predicted model, not a curated record. The transcript has 3 exons. Gene Ontology annotation, biological process: defense response.
AUGCCUCGGCUUGCAUCACCAUUAAUGGCCGAUAGUCUGAGGCUUUUGGCAUUUUUCAGAUCCAUUUGCCAAGGGUACCCUCUAGCUCUUGCUUUAUAUGCUCUUGCAGCGAAAGGGCUUAGCUACUUACUUGCUAAUCCUAUCGCUGUUGGGCAUGUUCGUGUGGGUAUUGAGGAAGCCAAAACUCUUGUCGCUAAACUUCUAGAUAUGGAAAGUAAAUCUGUUAAGGUGGUGGUUAUUUAUGGACAAGGUAGGAUAGGGAAGACAACUUUAGCUACCGCAGUUUUCAGUAAUCUAGACUUUAAAAAUUACAAAUAUUCUAGAUUUGAUAUGGAACAGAAUUGUUCAGAUGCUAAUCUUAAGUUGCUGCAACAACAAAUUUUAGAAGACCUUUAUGACCAUAAAAUUCAGUUGAGGAGUUUGAAUGAAGGUCGGGAACAAUUGUCCAAGGAUUUUAAAGAGCACUCCUUUAAACCCGUCUUCAUUUUUGUUGACAACGCACUCAAGCAAAGUGACCUAGAAAAGCUUUUGCCUAUAAAUGACCUAGCAUCCCUUCCGGCACAAAGCAGGAUUCUUAUAACCACCAGAAAUCUAAAUGAGACUCGUAUAAUUUUACAGGAAGGAAUUGAGCGAUGUCAUUAUCUAGUAGCUUCUCUUCCACAAGAAGAGGCAUGGAAACUCUUGUGUGAGUUGGCUUUAGGCAGUGCCCAAGCAAGUUUUGACCCAAUUGUAGAUAUUAAUGGCCUCCUUCAAAUAUGCCAGGGAAUUCCACUAGUACUAAAAAUGGCAGGAGCAAGAUUACCUGAGCAUGCUCAAAGCAUGCCAACUUGUAGAGAUGUAGUUGAAAGUCUUAAGUCAGAGCUACUACAAGGAGAGCGGGAUGACUUAAGUGAGCAUAUGGUGGAUUUUGUAUAUAACCGCUUGAAAGCCUCCUGUAAAGAGGCAUUUCUUGAUAUUGUGUUCUUCUUUUGUAAUUGGAAGCGGCAGAGAGUGGCAUGUAGUGUUGGAGUGACAGAGUUUGAAGAGCUUGAAAGGGCUGCACUUGUAAAUAUAGUGAAAGACAUGGUGCAUGUUCAUGAUAUAGUGAAAGCACGAGGGAGAAUGUUGUCACCAGAUGGGGAAAGAAUUAUUGAUCUACAAUCUCUCACGGAAGUUCUCAAAGAUGUAGAGAGGAUAAAGAAUACAAAGGGGUUUGCUCUUCAGUUGAAAUCAUUUGAGCUAGAAGCAAAACAUCUCAACUUGAUGAAGAAAUGUUUUAAGGGUUUUGAUCUUGACAAAAUCUACAAGAAUAGUAAAUGGAGAAUGUAA